AUGGAAAAUAUAAAUAUUAUUAUAUCGUCUUUAUCAGGUGAAAAAUUGAAACAACAAGUACCUGUGUAGACAAAAAUCAUAGAUAUUAAAGCUAUUAUUGCUGAAAGGAAAGGAUUGCCAAUUUAAGCAAUUAUAUUAAAAUUUAAUGCAAAAGACUUGGAUGAUUAAAAAACUAUUCAAGAAUGUAAUAUAAGAAAUGGAGAUAGCAUAAUAUUGAUGAAAAAGAUUGUAACUUAAAAACUUAGCAAUACUCAAGAUCUUAAGGCAAGUUAAAUUUAAAAAAAUGAAGAAUAGUAUAAAGAAUUAUUAGAUUUUGGAUACACUGAAAAAGAUGUCAUUGAUGCAUUGAAAAAAACUAAUAAUAAUUAUUAAGAAGCCUUAAUUAUAUUAUCAAAUAAAAGCACCGAAAAUAUUGAAGAAGAAAUUUAAUUUAAAAUUCCAACCUAAAAAGAACAAUACUAGGCUUUGCUUUCAGAAUAAAUUGUUCAUGAAUUAAGAGAAAGAGUGUCUAAUGAACAUGAGUGGAAUAGAACCAUAGAGACUAUUUAAUAAUAAAAUUUGUAAUUAUCAGUUCUUAUAUAACAAAAUUAAGAUCAAUUUAGGCAUUUGUAACAAUAGCAUGUUAUUAAGAAUAUUAUCAACAUUGAAGAUGAAGAUUUAAAAAUGUUAAUAUAAUUAAGAGAUUUUAAACGAAAUCUAGAUGAUAAAACUAUACUCAAAAUAUACUUAUAAAAUGACAGAGACCUAUUUUCAACAAUGCAAGAAUUAGAAAAUUUGUAAGAGUGA
Paramecium tetraurelia is the source of this 786-nucleotide messenger RNA. RefSeq lists its product as uncharacterized. Gene Ontology annotation, biological process: proteasome-mediated ubiquitin-dependent protein catabolic process. Gene Ontology annotation, cellular component: nucleoplasm; cytosol. NCBI's taxonomy places the organism in Eukaryota, Ciliophora, Oligohymenophorea, Peniculida, Parameciidae. The record is from RefSeq and is a predicted model, not a curated record. The transcript has a single exon. Gene Ontology annotation, molecular function: proteasome binding; ubiquitin binding; polyubiquitin modification-dependent protein binding.